AUUGCUGAUAUUAAAAGAGCAAAUAACCUCAUAAAUAGUCAAGACUUUUAUGCCUUGAAACAGUUGAAAAUUCCUGUAAAAAAAUACAGUUUGUUGACUGAAAUUUUACCUGUGAUCCCAAAUGAAAAUAAUUCACAAAGUUCUAUGACUGUUGAGGAGCAUAAUGUAAGAACUAUUAAUAUUGGUAUUGGACCUGGUGGACGUAGUCCAUCACCUGAAGAAGCAGCAGCAUUUUUCAGACGAAUGGAUGAAGAUCUUGUAAAAAUUAUGCUUAGCACUAAAUCCCAAAAAGAUUCUCUGGAAGCUGCUGCUGUUGCUCUUACUUCACCACAAAUACAGCCUCUUGUUAAAGAUCCAUAUAACACUGUUGAUUGUGGAAUACAGUGGAAUUAUUUAAUUGUUUGUGUGAUAGUUGUUGCAAUUGUUAUACCAGCUGCUAUUGCCUUGUUUAUAUAUAUGCGAUCAUCGCAAGAUCACCACCACCAUCACCACCCUGAUGUGUAUCCCAGUGCUUCCUCUAAUCAGUCUUUUGAACCCGUGACUAAAUCUAGUAUAAAAAAAGGAUAAUAUUUUUUAAAUUUCUAAUUUAACCUAUAUACUGUAUAAAUGUACUAUAUGAUAGUCUUCCAGUUAAUUUAAUUAAAACUGCAGUGGCAAUAGUUUGUGCCAAAUCUCAAAAAUUACUUUUAUCAGUACGCUAAAUGCUAAUUUGUUGCAAAUUUACUGGGUACAAAAUAUUUUAAGCAAAAUUUUGUAUUAAAUUAUUCUUAGAAAAAGUUAAUUAUUAUGCUAGAUUUUUUUUAAUGUAAUUCAAAACUGGAUAGUAUUUUUAUUUUAUUUUAUUUAUUUUUUUAAAUUUCAAUGCAAUUUAUUCAUGCUUGAAAUAUAGAAAUAUAUGCAAAAUAUUUGGUUUCAAAAUUUCAAGAUCUAUUCUUGUGGAAAUAUAGUUUUAGAUUUCUAAGUCAUUUAAAAAUCAUUUGUGUUAAGUUUGAAAGGCAAAGAUUUUCCAUAAGAAGCCUGUACAAAUAUUUCCCCAAUAGGUAGGUCUAAAGACACAUUGAAUUAUAAGAUGCAUUUGACAUUUAUUGUAUAAGUUUUUUGGAUAGAUAUUCUUAUUUUUCUGUAUAUAACUUAAUUUUAAAUAUAAGAGUCCACAGAUUUAACCUCUUCGCGCCGACUGUCACGUAUACGUGCCAGCAACAAACACACUUACCUACCGGCCGACACGCA
Molecule: messenger RNA, 1230 nt
Organism: Stegodyphus dumicola
Lineage: Eukaryota; Metazoa; Arthropoda; Arachnida; Araneae; Eresidae
Product: lysM and putative peptidoglycan-binding domain-containing protein 3
Source: RefSeq, a predicted model, not a curated record